Molecule: messenger RNA, 3012 nt
Organism: Tachyglossus aculeatus (Australian echidna)
Lineage: Eukaryota; Metazoa; Chordata; Mammalia; Monotremata; Tachyglossidae
Gene: BRINP2
Product: BMP/retinoic acid inducible neural specific 2
Exons: 8
Coding region: 493-2910 (805 amino acids)
Biological process (GO): negative regulation of mitotic cell cycle; positive regulation of neuron differentiation
Source: RefSeq, a predicted model, not a curated record
AGCCCGGGGCUGCAGCCUGCUUGGCAUGACACCCGGUGACCACCGGGGAACCCUCGCUCCUCGGGCCGGAGACUUCCAGCUGACUAAAGGGGAGGCUCCGUAGAGUUGGAAAAGAAGCCAGAAGUGCUGGUGCCCGGCCCCUGAAAGAGCGCAGGGAACGGGGGCAGCGCCAACAGAAGCACCAGCAGCAGUCCGGGGCGGGGGGACUCUGAAGGAGACGGCCACCCGUUUCGCCCAUUCGGACGGGACGCAGUCGCAGCUUUCUAAAUGACGGAAAACCACACGAAACAAUAAUAAAAAAAAAAAUAAACUUUGGAGGGCUGCCACCGGAGAUGUUGGUGGUGCACGGAAAUCGGGGAUCGCUCCUCCCGGGAGCAGCUGGCGCGGCGAGGAAGGGCUCUUGCACGGACUGAAGCUCGGGGACACUGCGGGAGCGGCACCGAAGGGGAGAGAGUGGCAAGAGAAUGAAGAAGCCAACUGCCCGGGAGAAGCAUGAGGUGGCCGCGUGGUGCUUGGAUUAGAGGGCGGCAGCUGAGGGUCCCAUGGGUGUCGGUGCUGCCGCUGUUGGCCCUGCUGGCCCUCGGGGCCCCCGCUUGGGUCUUGGCGGCCGCCCCGGCAGUGCCCGAACAGCAUGCCGCCCCCAACGCUGCUCCCAGCCAGCCGCCACUCGACUGGCUGCUCGCUGACCGGGGCCCUUUCCACCGCGCCCAGGAGUACACCGACUUCACAGAGCGCUUCCGCCAGGGUUUCACCACCAGGUACAGGAUUUACAGAGAGUUUGCCCGUUGGAAGGUGAAUAACCUGGCUCUGGAAAGGAAGGACUUUUUCAGCUUGCCACUGCCCCUCGCCCCGGAGUUCAUCCGCAAUAUUCGCCUCCUGGGGCGACGACCCAACCUGCAGCAGAUCACGGAAAACCUGAUCAAAAAAUACGGGACCCACUUCUUGCUCUCAGCGACACUUGGAGGGGAGGAGUCCCUGACCAUCUUUGUGGACAAGCGGAAACUGAACCGAAAGGCAGAGUCGGGCGCAGCCCCUGCGGCUGCUGGGGCCGGGGGGAGUGGGAACGGCACGGCCGUGUCCCUGGAGACCCUGCAUCAGCUGGCUGCCUCCUACUUCAUCGACCGAGAGAGCACCUUACGCCGGCUCCACCACAUCCAGAUAGCCACGGCCGCUAUCAAGGUCACAGAAACCCGGACCGGCCCUCUGGGCUGCAGCAACUAUGAUAACCUGGACUCGGUCAGUUCAGUUCUGGUGCAGAGUCCCGAAAACAAAGUACAGUUACUCGGCCUGCAGGUACUGCUGCCCGACCACCUACGGGAGCGCUUUGUGGCCGCCGCACUCAGCUACAUCACCUGCAGCUCGGAGGGGGAUCUCAUCUGCCGGGAAAAUGACUGCUGGUGCCAGUGUGGGCCCAGCUUUCCAGAAUGCAACUGUCCGGAUGCCGACAUCCAGGCCAUGGAGGACAGCUUGGUCCAGAUCCAGGAGGCCUGGGUCAUCCACAACCAGCAGUUUGAGGACUCAGAGGAGUUCCGGUCCCUGCUGCAGCGGCUCCCCGGGGACCGUUUCCUGAACACCACGGCCAUUGCCCAGUUCUGGGUCGUGGACGCCAGCCUGCAGCACCGCUACCAGCAGCUGGGAGCCAGCCUGAAGCUGCUCCUCAAGAAGGCCCACCGCAUCGUCCGCCGCCUCUUCAACCUCUGCAAGCGCUGCCGCAGGCAGCCUCGCUUCCGCCUCCCCAAGGAGAGGCCAGUGUCCUACUGGUGGCACCGGAUCCAGUCCCUCCUGUACUGCGCCGAGACCGCCUUCCCGGGGACGUUCCUGGAGCAGAGCCAUGGCUGCGCCUGCCCCCGUGACCAGCCGGUAGCCAUCUCCUCGUCCUCCUCCUCCUCCUCCUCUUCCUCGCCCUCCUCCUGCCAGGGCCUCAUCCCCUGCACCCUGGGCGAAGGGCCCGCCUGCGCCAGCUGCGCGGCCGACAACGGCACCCGCUGCGGAGGCUGCAAUCCGGGCUUCGUGCUGAGCCAGGGGUUGUGCCGGCCGGAGGCGGCCGAGUCCUCGGAGGCCUUCCUGGGCCUAGAGACGGACCUUCAGGACCUGGAGCUCCGGUACCUGCUGCAGAAGCGGGACAGCCGCCUCGAAGUGCACGCCAUCUUCAUCAGCAAUGACAUGCGCCUGGGCGGCUGGUUCGAUCCCUCGUGGCGGAAGCGGAUGCUGCUCACCCUCAAGAGCAACAAGUACAAACCCGGGCUGGUGCACGUGAUGCUGGCCCUCUCCCUGCAGAUCUGCCUCACCCGCAACAGCACGCUGGAGCCCGCCAUGGCCAUCUACGUCAACCCCUUCGGGGGCAGCCACUCGGAGAGCUGGUUCCUGCCUGUGGCCGAGGGCGACUUCCCGGACUGGGAGAGGACUAGCAUUGACGCGGUGGCCCAGUGCCAAAACUGGACCCUCACCCUCGGCAACAAGUGGAAGAGCUUCUUCGAGACUGUCCAUGUCUACCUGAGGAGCCGCAUCAAGUCACCGGACGGCAGCUCCAAUGAGACGCUCUACUACGAGCCCCUGGAGACGGCUGAUCCCUCCAAGAACCUGGGCUACAUGAAGAUCAACAGCCUGCAGGUCUUCGGCUACAGCCUGCCCUUCGACCCCGACGCCGUCCGGGACUUGAUCCUGCAGCUCGAUUACCCCUACACGCAGGGCUCCCAGGACUCUGCCCUCCUGCAGCUCCUGGAGAUCCGCGAUCGGGUCAACAGGCUCUCGCCACCCGGCGAGGUGCGGCUCGACCUCUUCUCCUGCCUGCUCCGCCACCGGCUCAAGCUGGCCCACAAUGAAGUGGGCCGGAUCCAGGCCUCCCUGCGGGCCUUCAAUUCCAGGCUGCCCAACCCAGUGGAGUAUGAGACGGGCAAGCUGUGCAGCUAGCCAGGGGGCCCUGCUGGCUGCUGCCCUCUCCGAGACAGCCGAGUCGGAGUCCGGGGGCACUCCUCUUUGUGAUGGCCGCGUCCUCUCUGGGGCUUGGACCGA